AUGGAGCUGUACUUCAGCUCCUGCUCCAAGGCGGCCAGGGCUACCUCCACCAGGACGGCUGCCAGCAGCCUGGGUGACGAGUGGGGUCUUGGAGACGGGGGCCCUGGCCAUUUCAGGUCCCGUCAGGACCAGGGACUAGGAGGGGAGGUGCCAGCUACGAUGGAGCUGUACCUCAACUUCUGCUCCAAGAAGGCCAAGGCUGACUCUAUCAAGACGGCCACCAGUAGCCUGGGGGAGGAGAAAAUGCUUACAAGGCAAGUCAAUCAACUACAAGACAACAACCAGCUACCUGGACGUCCUGAAGUUACCCAGUUCCAAAACUGGAUGCUAAUGGACCGCGUCCCAUCUUUCAGGGACCAGGAGCGACUCAUACGGCACAGGUACCUGGACAUGAUCAACCGGGAGCUGGAGUACCGGGAGCGCCGGGCAGAGGAGCAGCGCCGGCUCUGGAUGGACCGGGAGGACCGGCGGCACUGGGACCACAUGCGCAGGAAACUGGGGCUGCGCAGGAAGAUCGAGGAGGAAUGGAAGACAAAGGAGAUGCUGCUGCUCACGAGAAUCGUAGAAGACGUGAAGCGAGAAGCACGAAUAGAGGAGCAGCGGCGGCGGAACCGGGAGGAGAACGACAGGAAGAAACAAGUUCUUUUAGAGAAGAAAAUGGCUUAUCACUUACAAAAAAUGCAACAAAAUGGCCUCAGAAGAGAAGACACAGGGAAGAAUACACCAGAUUACAGAGGACAGGAGGGCGCGUGCUCUGAAUGUGCCGCGUACACCUCAGCUCCAGACACUCUUCUUUCCGCUCAGAAUUCACCCACAAGAAAUUUUCACAAAUCUUCACAGUCUUACUUGGGGCCUACAAAAGUUGACGAAUACAACAUUUCUUUUGCCCCACGUACAAACGUAUUGAAUGAGGUGACUUCCGACGAGCUGAACAGUAUACUUCAGAACAUAAUGGCCUGGGUGGUGGCCACAGUGACCAGCAUCCUGUACCCAGCCAUCACCAGGUAUGAGGAGAGGCUGCAAAGCCAGGUGUACCCCAGGGGCGCGGAGUCCACCCUGUCUUCGGAGAGCUCCAGCUUCUGCAGCACCUGCAGCGAGGGCUUCGCCUACGGCAGCUACACCACGGCCACCACCAAGACCUUCCCCGGGGAGCCCCGUGCCUUCGCCGUGGACAUCGCGGUCCGGCACCCGCCCACGCCGCUGGAGCCGCUCUCUGCCCACGUGGAGCGGACGGUGGUCGAGAAGACCUACCACACGGAAGGCCCCCCUUCCGCCCACAUAGAGCGGACGGUGGUCGAGAAGACCUACCACGCGGAAGCCACCGGGGUCUAUGUCCGCCCCAAGCUCAGAAGCUGCAAGUCUGACAGCCACCUCCUGGCCUUUAUCCAGGGAGGCGCACAGAAGUCCAAGGAUGCCACCACGGAGACGGACGGCCUGGAGGGCCCGCUGCUUCCGAAGCAAAAAGCCAGAGCUGAAAUCAAGAACUUGGAGAAGAUCUUUGUGAACUUUAAGUGCCACCUGAAAGGGGAAACGGAGCUGAUUUUAGAGAGCGUCUUCCAGGAAAUCAUGUCCGACCUAACGCAGGCCAUUCCCGCCAUUUCUUCCGUCACCGCCGAGGUUUUCAUUGAACCAAGUGAGCCCGAACUAGGAGACGUUCUCUCCAACGUGGACAUCAGCUCCGUGGCUUCCGAGAUCGUGGAAAACAUGCUCGAGACGCUCCAGUCCGCCGUCGAGAAAAAGUGCGUGGAGAUGUUUUCGCAGGAAGAUUGGCCGGCUGACAUGACGCCAAGCUUCCUGCCCAUCGGAGAAGGCCCCCGCCCGCCGAGCUGGAGACCCCCGUCGGCCCCCCUGCCGCAGCCCGGGGAGCCCAUGUGCGACGUGGCCGAGGACAUGGUGCAGGACAUCCUGAAGAAGCUGAUGGCUCUGGCAUCGGGUAAGCAGGACGAGCCUCCCCACCUGGCGUCCGUGGCGAAGCCCCCCUCUCAGCAGCGCAUGCCCGGCCCCGUGGGCACGUCCCUGCAGAGAGCCGACGCCAAGAGAGGGGGCCCCGAGCCCGACAGGGCCAACUUCCUGGUUAAGGAGGAAAUACAGAGUUUGAUCUCCAGCAUCUUUGCCCAGUCCUCGCUGGUGGGCUACAUCGAGGAAGCCAUCAGCACCAUCCUCGGCUACGUCCAAACCGAACUGAACAACGAGCGGCUGGUGGCGUCUGAGGAAACGGUGGUCUUUCUCCGGCUGCUGGACGACAUCUUCACGCAGCUGCACCAGGAGCCGGUCAAGGCUGAGGCGCCGAAGGGCAGACGCCCCCGGCCCAGACACCCUCCUGACACGGAGGAGAAGUACCGGCUGGCCGGCACCACGCUGGCCAGUGGCUCCCGGCCGCGGAAGCCGCUGCCGCCCAUCAAUGUGCCGGGCAUGGUCCUGUACUCCGAUGACGACAGCGAGGAGAUAGACAGGAUCGUGGAGAACGCGCUGGACUCCUCUUUGAGGAACGAGAAGGCGAGAUCGCAGGAGCAGGACCCCGAGUGCUGGUUCACAGGGAGGAGCGCGCGUUUGGACAGAAACAGCAAACUGCCCCCACGGCCCGCUUCUCUCAGAAGCAAAGUCGUGUUUUGCGAGGGAUCCAAGACCGAGGGGUCAAGUGUUCACAAGAAAGAAGUUUUAAAGGGAAAAAUCUGCUCGAAUAAAGACACGCUGACCUUCAGCCAAGACCAAAGGCACCAAAUACAAGAGGCGUCAGCAAACGUGAUCAAAGGCAUUUUGACGGAGAUGCUCAAGGAGCAGCCUCCUCCUCCGCGCCCCUCAGGCAGGAGAGCUGGCAAGGACACCACAGUUCUCCUCUCCGGGAAGCCUCGAGGGCUGCCGGCUCAGGGCCAGUGGGACCAGCUGUUCUCCGUGGGAGAAGUUAACACGGUGGCUCAGGACAUAACAGAGGCCGUGAUCAACAUCCUCCACGAGGCACUGAACCGCAUCCCCGGCACCCCCAAAAGUUCCAUCCUACCCGCGAGGCGUCAGACUCCACUGGGCCGUUCUCACACUCCUGACGUGGCCAAAGAGGCGCCACAUAAAAAACCUCUGAAAAUAUGGUUUGACAGUGAGAAGAAAGUGAAGUAUUUGUCUUCACUUGAUGUAGGCCCUGGAACCCCUUCCCCGUUUGGGUCUGAGACAUGUGAGCCGAAGGCUGUAGAUGACAUCUCGGAGGACAUCAUUGACACGGUGUUCAAGAAGCUGAAGGGACUCAUUUACCCAAAACUGCAAGUGGGCUCCACACCGCCCUGCACAGAGCCGUCCUCGCUGCACCACCAGCUGAGCGCCUACACGACCAAGGUGGUGGGCAUCGUUCUGCAAGCGAUCCAGAACGAGCUGGAACUCGAUCAGAAAAGCCAGAGCCCGCGGGAAGCCGACGACAGCAAGCCCCUCCCAGGCAGAGAGUUCUCGGCUGACACUGACGACGCGGAUCUCAACAAGGACAUCAAGGCCUCCCCAUUGCUGACUUGCAUUUGCGAGAUGUUGUCAAGCGCACAUUCCGACCGGAGCAGCGUCUCCCUCCCUCCCAAAGAGCCAAGGCCUUCGGUGGCGUGUGGGCCGGACGGUGUUGGCAAACCAUCCAUGCUUCCAAGUCGGCAGGAGAAACAAGCUUUUUACCAAUACCUGGCGACUCCAUGUGCCAUCCACAGUGACCCCCGUGGAAAAGACCUCAAAGACAAGGGCAAACUGCAAGUGCUGGACAGCAUUGGGGAAACCCUGUACGAGAUGCUGUGCAAGCUCCUGGGAGCCCGCCCGGAGGGCCAGCCGCCCCGAGAGAAGACGAGUGAGAACCGGGGAGUGGCCACGAAGCUGCAGCCUAACCUCCAGCUCCUCUCCCAGACCAUCCUGGACGGCAUCCUCGCGAAGCUGUGCAGGGUCGACGCGGACACCAGCUGCGCGGGUUCUGGGAUGACAGCUGCCUCCGAGUGCCCGGAUAUCGAUAACCUAUCGUUCAAGUCGAUCAUUGAGGAAAUGGCCAAGUGCACCGACAUCAUCUCCGGCAUCGUGUCCAGGAUGCUGCGGGAGAGUAACAGAGAGGAGACGGACAGGGACGCGAAAACCGCUGCUCCUGGGCCUUGCAAAACAGGGAGCACGAGAGAAACGCAUCCAAACAGACUGACGGCCAUGGCCACCGACAUCCUCAACGGGGUGUUUGCGAAGCUGGAAGGGUUUGCCAGUGGCAACCUAGGAGCCCUGGACCCCAUCAGCAAGGGACACAAGACCCGCGCCCAGGUGGACCUGCAGUGCGAGGGCGCCAGCGAGGCCGUGGACGCCUGCGAGGAGCUGCUGCGCUCGGCGCUGUACAUGCACGCUAAGAAGGCGUCCGGCACCAUCCUGAAGGCCAUCCAGACGGAGCUCGGUGGGAGCCCCGGGGACCUGCGGGCCAGCGCCAAGAGCCCUUCCCCGGAGAAACAGCUUCUGAAGAAUGUGAUCAACUUGAUUUUAGAUGUGGUGUCCUCAGAUGUGCUGGACGACACCGAAUCCGAAGAGAGAACCAUGGAAUCCUGCGGGUACCGGCCGACCUACGGGAACUUCCUGCCCGGAGGGGCCGAGCCAGACCCGUGUCUAGAAGACGAUGCACCUGCGGAGAAGGAAUUCGGAGCUGAGGGAACCCUCCCGAGGGGAGAAACGCAACCGGGUUCUCUAAAACAGUGGGUUCUGGAAAGGACCCUAAACAAAAUUGAAGGGAAACUGAAGGAGCCACAGAAAUCUCCCAUCGUGCCCAUCAUCAGGAACAUUUUGAACGAGAUUUUCCAAGGGGCUCUGGUCAACCAAUUAAACGUGCUUUCUCUCUCCUGCCCUCCGCUGGGGGGCGCCCCGCAUGAUGUGGAUGGCGAGCCCCUGGCGCCGACGUGGGUCCCCUUCAUCGACCAAAGGACGGGCCCCUUGGUGUCCGAGGCCGACGUCACCAUCGUGGUGGGUGACGUGGUCACAACUGUGCUGCAUAAGCUUUACGCAGCGGCCAUGACACAGAGAAACGCCGGUGAAAACAGGUACAAAACCAUCACCUUUUCAGCGAAUGUUUCUUUUCACGUCCCCGCCUGCGCGGAACAGUCUUCAGUCACUGUGCUGGAUGGAAAUCCAUGUCCUGUCCCGCCCAGACUCAACGCCAAAGGAAACGUGGCUGAAGACAUCAUCCAGGAGAUACUAACAAACCUAGAAACCUUUGCUACUUACAAAGUAAAAUCUCUCUUUUGUCCCCAAAUCAAGUUCACGGUCCCAGUGGCUUUCCCUGUGCAGCAAGGUAAGAGCAUUUUGAGCAAAGCGUUGUCCGCCAAGGGCCUGUAUCCGGACGAUGGGUUUUCUCCCUGCUCCGUGGAUCAUUUUCUGGAAAAGACCAACUCGUGCCAACUUUCUUUAAACAAACUAAACACACACGCAACAGAAGUGGCCAGAAAAAUUUUACAAGGCAUCAAACACGAGUUAGAUAAAGAAAGGGAAAGUCCUUUCUUAACGCACAACAUCGUGGUUUCUGAAGGGAUCGCGAGUCAGAUCGUGAACACGGUGUUAGAGAUCGUCUCGUCCAAAGGCAAGUUUGACAAACACGAUUCUGACGAAGAGCUUCACUCGGGUCUGCAGGAAGGCGUCAUUGAAAGGAUGUUCAACAGGACUGAGUAUCGCAAAGGGCUUCAGUUCCAAAUACAGGAUGUCAUGGAAGGCAUCCUGUGCGACAUUUAUGAAAAAACGCUGCAUCAAAACAACCUGGCCUUCGCCACGCCCACGCCGAGAGGCCUCGCCGCCGGGCUGUCCAUGGAGGGUGACAACGCGAUCGUCCCACCACUUCCUGUCCCCAAGUCGGACGUCAUGCUGAUCUCCAACGACAUCGUGGACCUUGUCCUUCAUAACCUCAGCUCCGCCGUCACGUUCGGCACAAAACCAGAGCACGCUCCUCCGGCACGGCUGCCCCUUCCCUCCUGUGAUGUGUUCCCACAAAUAGGGUGCCAGCUGCCCCCGCUCACGGGCUCACAGAGUGGAGGAGACACAGAGCGUUUUUCAUCGUCAAACCAUGUGAGGCCCGCGUACGCUGUGGCGAGUCAGAUAACUGUGGUAGGGAGGGAAGACCCCACAAGGCCCGCCCCUGACCCCUGUGAGGAAAACGCUCACUUCAUCACCAAAACUAUCGUCAACCAGCUGGAAUCUUUCGCCACCAAAAGAAUAGACUCAUUAAUUACUCUUGCUUCCCAGCCCACAGAGAAGUCCUUUGCUAGCCCUGGCCUGGAGCCCGGUGAGCCCGAGGACGGCGUUUUUCGUGAGCCCAGCCAAAGGGCGUCCAAUGUGAACGUCCUGAAACUAUCAACAGAAACUGCUCUCAGCCACAAACUUGCAGAUCCCGCGUUUCUGAGUUACGGACAAAAACGGGGAUCCACCAGUCACCUCUCCCAAGCCAGCCUUAAGGAAUACGCGGAUGUCAUCGCCAGUGUCAUUCUGAAGCUUAUUAAAAACGACUUGGACCUGGAAAUCCAAAGGGCAUAUCUAUAUCCAAACAAUAUUUCCUUCCAGGAAAACGUCAUUGUGAGUGAGAUUGUCAACAACACCUUAAAGGUUUUGAACGCUAAGAGGUCUGUAAAUGAAGUUCAGUUUUACGCAAAAGACCAUCCUGGCGCAUUUGCACCGUUAGCUGUACCCAAGGAAAUGCUGUUAGGACAAAGAGAGCUGGACCAAAACACCAAGUUAUCUCUGUUUUCACGGUACCCAUUCGAACAAAACCAACGGACAGUGGGGAAGGAGAGCCAGAGCGUUGUUUUGGAAGAAAUAUUUAUGAGACACGGGGACUCCAAACACAAAGAAAGGGCUGCCUUGCUCGCUCCAGUGAGAGAGGUUUUAAGGAAAGUGCACCAACAAGUAACGAAAAGCAAAGGCCACCUGCCUCCAUUCAAUGAAACCCCCCAGGUGGCAUCUAACUCUAAAGCUAGAACAUCAGACGUAGCGCACAGAAACUUCGUCCAGUCCCACAUUAACGGCGUAGCCAACGACAUAGUUGAGAGUGUGUUGGGGGAAAUGUACGCUGUGGUUGUGACCUCCUUACGUGAGAGUCACCAAAAGGAAGCCGUCGAAGACAAUGGCCCCUUCCCUCAGCCACCGUCGUGCGUGGGAGAAGCGAAACAAGCCGGGAGAGGAAGUAAUUCCACGGGGUACGUGACGCCACAGGCCUAUCCUUCCCCAGGCGACCCAAACACCCCCCUGUUCGAAAGCAGUUUCCAGCAGCACUCGCCGCUGCAGGUGGGGAAGGAGUUGGUCCAAACGGUGCUAGAUAAGAUCACACAUUUUGCCUCAAGCCUUAAAGUGAACCUGAAGGGCAGCCUCCAGCCAGGUUUUAAAACAAGUGUAAAAGCAAAGGCAAAAGUGACUUCUCUGCCUAAUUUGAAGACAAAGCUGCCCCUGGGCCCUGGCGGUGCUAAGGCCAGAAGCAAGACCAAGGUGGGGCCCGGGGAGAGGACUCUGAGGAGCAGCCAGUCCAAGACCUGCCUGGGGCUGCCGCACACGCUCACCGCCGGGGACGCCAAGGGCACGCGGGGCGCCAGGCUGCCCGCCGCAGACCUGAGGGCGCACGCCACGCACGUGACCAGCAUGAUCCUGGAGGCGACCGUGACCGAGUUUGAAAAGGCCACGCAAACGAGAGCCAUGGUCAGUGCGAAGGCGUUGCCGUUUGACCAAAUCGGGGCAGCAAACAGGAUCGUUCGCGCCGUCCUGCAAGGGGUGUGCGCGCCGGGCACCCACAGCCUGGCCGCUCCGAGCACGUUCUCGGCUCCGGCCGACCUCCAGCCUUCCCCGGGGCGCCCGGGCGCGGGGGGCUUCGCUGAGACGCAGGCCUGCUUCUACUUGGAAAAUGUCUCUUCCCAACUCGAGCAGAUCUUUCCCAAGGACGGGAUAUUUAAAAGAAUGUUUGACAAAUGGCAGGCAGAAGCAAAUGACAUGGAAAGUGAAAAAUGUAACUUGCUGGUAGUGGCUGAAAAUGUUUUGACUGUCAUUUCAAUGAAAUCGAAGGAAUUAGAAUAUUAUCUUUCCCUCUUAAAUCUGACGUACCCCGAGGACUGGGAAAGCAGGCUCCAUAACCGCCUUAAAGGAACAUCGGUGCGAGCGGAGGCCACCAAGGCACAAAUCAACAUGUUCUCGAGGGAGAUCGUUGAAAUGCUCCUUGAGAAACUACAGCUGUGCUUUCUGUCCCAGAUGCCCACCCCGGACAGUAAGGAAACUCCAGCAAGUAGGAAGGUACACGCCGCUCAGAGCAAACACGGCCUUCCAGCCAAGGACGUCCUCAGCGGUGCGCCCAUCUACUACAUGGACGCGAAGGACCACAUGUCUCUGGGCUCCACCAAGCAGGUUGUCCUAGACAUUGUGGAAAGGGUGCUGGGCAUGCUGGAGGCGUUUGUAGACCUGCAGUUCAAACACACCUGCAUGUACGAAUUUUCCGAAAUAGUGAAGAUGCCGGUAGAAAACCUGUUUCCGGCCCAGCAGAGACUGCUAAGCAAAAAGAUGUUGCCCAAACUGCAGUCGCUGAAAAAGCUUGCUGAUGACUGCAGGUCCAGUGCUAUGAUUUCCAAGGAAAAUGUACAGAACGUUUUUCUGCAGGUCCACUCAUUCCAUUCAGAAUUGCUUACCUGCGCUGUGACCAUCACCAGCGACAUGCUGGGUGUCCUCAAGGACAAGCUGGACAAGGAAAUAGGCCAAGCGGAGCCGCCGGGCAGCACGCUGCAGGAGAAUGUGGCGGCGAGCGAGAUCAUCGGCGCACUGAUGGACCAGUGCACGCACGUCAGCGAGUCUCUGAUCAAAAACCUCCCCAGUCUGUUCCCAGGAGUGGAAAAUACCUACAUUGUUAAUCAUCUUGCAUUCACCACUGAUAUGAAAAUCCCCAAGUCAAAGGAAGUUCAUUUUGGGAAUGGGCCUCCUCCACGGGUUAGCAUUCCUGGUUUGGUGUUUGAUCCUGAAGACGACACGAAGAAAAGGUGCAGGGGCCCACCCAACGUACCUUCAUAUGCCAGAGCCCCCGGAGAAGGCCCGGUCAGAAGCUCGGAGCCCAGGGGAAGGCCUGACUCAGGGAAUGCGCCAUCCUCCUCUAGAAACAAGGUCCCAGGCCACGGCCCCAGGGAAUGGUCAUGUGAUCAAGCCACGCCCGAAGGCAGUAUCUUACAAAAACUGGCUAACCGGGUGACUGAGUCCACAGAAGAAGCACUGAAGCAAGGCCUGUCCUUCAUAGAAAUGCGAAAAGCUAAAAACCCAAAAGUGUUUCAUUAUGGGACCCCAAAGCCCGUUGGUGGGCCUAACCAAACUCAGACAACUGUUUCUCCACUCAAGAUAUGUUUAGCGGCAGAGAAUAUUGUCAAUACUGUGUUGUCAAGCUAUGGGUUUCCUAGUCAACCACCCAUUAACGAAAGCACAGAGACAAUGAAGCCAUUUUUCAUAUCCACACCAAGCCCUGCAGGACAAAAGGAGGAGAAGAAAAGUGUGUUUGCCACGUGGGGUGACAGGACCCGCUGCGUCCCCAGAGGAAGAAGCAAAAACCCAGAAGCCAGCAGGGGAGACUUUUCUUUAUUGCAAAAGUGGGAGAAGAGCGACCCAAAGGUAAAGACUGUGAAAGAAUUUGAAGUCAUUGCUUUUGCUGAUCAUGAACUGGGUCCAAAUGAAAUCAAUUUGGUAGCAAGACAUGUAACCACAUGUGUGGUCACAUAUUUCCAGAACUUCAAAACCAGAGUGUCCAGUGAGAAGAUGUCUAUUGUUUCUGCACUGUCAAAGAAAACAUACGAGUCAGAACAGCGUCUAAGAAGCAUAUAUAAUGAUUCUUCGCUUUGCCAACUUUGUGAGCAUCUCACUGAGUCUGUCAUUUGCCAUUUAAUUUCGAGGAUUUCUGAUGGCAUCCGAGGUGGCAGAGAAAGUGCGAAGGCAUGGGAAAGCCAAAAUUCAGGAUGUAACAAGAUUAUUUCCAUUGAUUCUCAAGUAUUUGAAAACAGGUCGAUUUCUAUCGGAGAACUUGCUUUAAGUAUUUCUGAAAUCAUUACUAAAAUCCUUUGCAAUAGUAACAUUAUAGAACCUGACAUUGAACAGCAAAUGUUUUCUUUAAAAACAAAGUACAUUUAUUGCCCAGGAGUCACUGCUACUGACUUUGACCAUAUUUUCCAGGAUCUCUUAAUAGGAGUGAUUCACGUACUGUCCAAAGUGAUAGGAAUAACUCAUCACCUUGAAAGCAAUGGAAGAAGUAAACCAUUGUCCAUGCUUAGAAGCAAUAGUGUGUCCAUGGGCAACAAAACAAAUACCAUGAAAAGACAGAUAAGUUGCAGAAACUGGGAAUCAUCUACUCACCCAAAUGAACAACCCAUUCAAAAUGAGAAAUUAAAUUAUCUGGCAUACAAGUUAGACAGUAUCAUUAGUAGCCUGAAAACUCGUGAAUCCAAAGAAGUAGUCAAUAAGGUCUUCAAUAUUGUUUUAGAUUUAUUUUUACCAGAUGAACGCAGAGGUGAGGCUAUGGAUUCUUAUGAAAAAGCAAGAAAAUCUUUAUCGUCAUCGAGUAAUAACUUAGGGCUCACCCCCAAAUCCGUUUUUCUUCUCAAUGUCGUGUGUGAGAAACUUAUCAGAACGCUUUUGGAAAAAUGCACAAACACUGCCUUUCUUGAUCACGGCCCUCUUUCUGAUGAAAUGUCUGCAGAAGAAUGUCAGCUUUUAAAAAUGCUUCAAAGUGUAGAAGACGAGGGCUUUGGUGACUGUAAGGGGGCAAUGGGCUGUGAACAGUCCCAAGGAGAUUAUAUGUCAGAUCUUUUGGAAAAUCUGGCAGAAAUGGAUACAGAUGUGUCGUCAUCUGACACUAUGCUCACCCUCGUUUCCCACACCUUGGUGAAGUCCCUGAUGGACAAACUCUGUCACAAUAUUGAACUCCCUCACAGCUCGCCCAGUGCAAGCCAGCACCUGAAGGGUAGAACACAAGAAAGGCAGUCGGGUCUUAUAAAAGCAAAAGGGCCAGAAUUAGCAGGAUUCGGACAAGGUAAAGGUUCUGCCGGCUUCACCAGCUGUGACAGUCGCGCUCUGACCGGAUCCCUAAAUCUCUCCAGCAUGGUCCGCUCCAAAACACAGUCACCUUUCGGCAGGAAGUGUUCAGUAAGCUCCUCUUCUGUGACACCUCGUAGGAGGCAGGAAACAGCCAUCCAUAGCAAGCUACACCUGGGGAGUAGGAGCACAGGUGUUUAUUCGGCCACAUUUUUGGAGGAAAUCAUUUCAGAACUGUUUUUCGAUCUCUCCACUUCCCUGUGGGGCAAAAAUGAAAGCAUCCCGGAGGCCCAGCUCAGUGAGAUGAACACACUACUUGUCAACAACGUGGUGAGGGAGUUUGCGCGCGCGCACAUCGCCGUUCUGCGGAAUGUGGAGGAGAGACUGUGCUUCCCGCCGGUCCAAAAGGAAAGGGUACGUAGGGUUGUUGACUCGGUUUACCCUGACGUUUUGCAGAAAUAUCAAUUGAAGGUGACCUGUGGUGUGAAUCUGGCACAUGACAACAACUCACUAGCAGGACAAAUAGCGAACGGCAUACUGUUAGAGAUCGUGGACUACCAACUCCCACCCUGCUUCCGGGAGAAGCUCAGCCCCAACUCCUGCUGCCCUCUCGAAGCAGAAAUCAUCCUGCAGAAACUACAAAGGACCCUGAGAGAAUGCGCUUCCAGAUCCAGGUCUGCGGGAGGCUACAGCACCAGGGUGUCGCACUCCUUUUUAGAGGAUAUCAUCAGGAGGCUUCUCGCCCAACUCACUGCUCCACCCAGUAAGGCUUCCUCUCUGGGGAGAAAAGAGUUCAUGAGUUCAGAUUUCAGUGAAAUGUCUAACUGUAUCAUAAAUAAGGUUCUAUCAGCCAUUUCAAAACACAAAAUUUGGCUCACUAUAUGUGACAAUCCACAGCUAUGUGCAGGGAAAAACACCCAGAAGAUGGUGGAUUCUGUGUAUCGGAACAUCAUGCAAAUGCCUGACUCUCUCGUCUCAAUCCAGAACAGCCUGGUGAGCCGAAGCCCAGUUAUGGUGGACCGAAUAGCCAGUUUUAUUAUCCAAGAGAUUAUUGAAAACCAUCUUCAACCAUUUUUGUGUGAAGAAGGUUUGCACCGUCCAAAUACUCCACUGGAUGCAGUAUCGAACAUGGUUAAACGGGUCCUCAGUGAGGUCACAGAGUCGCACAGACCCAAGAGGCCCUCACCCUCAGGCGUUCCCCCUGACACAUUCAUAGGGGAAAUUGUGGCCAGACUUGUAUCAAAGAUAUUCAGCUCCAAGCAGAACACUGACAAUGAGCUGGAAAACAUGACACAAAAAAUAGUGAACUCGAUAACCACCCACUUCGACAAAGCUACAACUCACGUCCUCAGUGGCGGCAAGGAGGGCGUCUGCCCCUCUGUAGGCACAGACAUCGUGGAUGAGCUCGUGUCCUCUGUUUACAGAAACGUGUUACAGCAGCACAGGCUAGACCCUGAGGCUAACAAGGAGUCUGAAGACAGCGAGACUUUUGUGGAAAACAUCACCAAUUUAACUGUAGCGGCCAUUUCUGAUUACCUUCUUCACCCGCUGUUCUCUGGCGAUUUGUCAUCUUCCUGUUCUAUUUCCACAGCUGAGAACAUCAUCCAGGACAUCAUUAGUAACAUCAGCAAACCCACCACGCCAAGCCCGAGUUUAUCUCCGUAUAAUACCUUGCUGCCAUACACGUUUUUAGAAGAUAUGAUCAGAGUACUAUUAUCUAGAAUCUUUUCUUCUGCAUCCGACUUUGUUCCAAACACAGGAACUCUAAAAGACAGGUCAAGAGUGAAUUUUAAUAAAAUUGCUUCAAAUAUAAUCAGUGAUAUUAGGAUGAAAAUUUCUCAACAUGACAUCCAAUUCUCAAAAGAUGAUGAAGAAACCAAGUUUGUUUAUUCAGAAGAUGAUGUCCAGCACCUUGUGGACUCUGUCUUCGAAAACAUUUUACAAAACUCCGAGUCUCAGGAAUCGGUUGAACAAAACAUCAAAGGCAGCAACGACGCUCUCAUCGAUAGAAUAGCAGGUUUCAUCAUCAAACAUAUUUGUCAACAACAUCUUCAGCCGUUUGUGGACCAAAAGGCAUUGCCUUCCCCCACAGACACUCACCCUGACGGUGAGUGGAGGCCAUGGCCUCCUGCCAAUGUUUACUCGGCAGCAUUUUUGGAAGAUGUGAUCUUUGGAGUUUUAAGGAAAAUAUUCCACAGGGUGUUGGGCAUUGUGCAAACAAAGUCAGCAAGAGACUCGGAAGAUGAGCUUUUGGAUAAAGCUGGGAAACUCAUACAUCUGAUAGCAGAAGAGCUGUCAAGAGCCCCGGUCCGCAUUCUGGAGAACGCCGAGGAGCAGUGCCGUUUGCCUCCAGUGGAGAGCGAUGUCCUCAACAACGUUGUGGACAUGGUGUUCAGCAAAGUGCUGCAAGAAUAUGAAAUGGACAUCCUGCCCGAUUACGAUUUCCUCAAUGACACAAAAACCUUGGCAGCAAGGGUGACUAAGAGCAUCCUGGCCCACACGUUUGAUUUCCAAAUCCACCCAAAGCUGAUCGGAAAGCUUCGUUUUAAGUCGUACGCCAAACUGAACGUCGAUGUUUUGAUAAAGAGAGUCCAAGGUUACAUCACUAAAUCAAGAUUCCAAAGACAGGCGUCAACUAUCUACACCACCAUGUUAUCGCACACCCACCUGGAAAAGGUGGUCACCCAGCUGAUCUCUCAGGUGAGCCCACUGGCCUCCAGCGCAGAAUGCAAGGGCACUUCCAAGUCGGAGCUAAGUGAUAACGUCAUAAGGCUGAUAAACGAAAUUAUGUCAAUCAUUUCCAAACAUGCAAUCUGCAUUGUCAAACAUGGCAGUGAGAAACAGAGCAUGAUCUCCGAGAAAGAUAUCCAGUCCAUGGUGGGUUCCAUCUACGCCGACCUUUCACACUCAAAGCUCUACCAGUCUCUCACAAAGGAUAAGAAAGGGAUAAGUAAGAUGCCUGUUUCGAAAAUAGCGAGUUUUAUCAUAAAAGAAAUAUUUAACCAUCAUCUCCAGUCAUUUUUACCUGGAGAUAAAACAUGCCUCUCAGCUGCGGUUGAUCAUGUCGAUAAACAGAGAGCAGCCGACUCUCAGCAAGGAAACUUGGCUUUUGUGGUGAACUCGGCUGCCUUCCUGGAGGAGGUCAUCGCAGAGCUGCUAUGUAAACUCCUGUACGCGUUCUCACACAACGUCUUGGCUGCUGAGCACCCAGACAUAGUGAAAGUGAAAAUUACUGACAUUGUGACAACGUUAGUAAAAUCAAUUGUUCUGGAGUUCACCACGUCGGAGAUUGUAGUUUCGAAUUAUUUCGAUAAUGAUAUGUGUUCUUCGGCAAGAUACAAAGAAAUGGUUCAAAAAACAACCAACCUGGUUUAUGAAAAGAUAUUAGGUGAAUACAAAUCUCUGAUUCAAGUCUACAAGGUUAUGCAAAGUGACACGACUUCUUUCGGCAGGAAAAUUUAUCACUUACUAUUGGAAGAAAUUUAUGAUCAUCAGAUGCAGUCGUUAGUGUCAGGAGAAUUGGUGUCUUCUUCCUGUUCUUCCCUUCAAACCGAAAACAUCAUCAGAAAUGUGCUGAAUGUCAUCACGAAGGCCGGCCCCGCCAGCCCGUGCGUGACGGUGCUGCCGCGCGCGCUGUUGGAAGACAUCAUUUACAAGCUCAUAGCGAGCAUCUUCCCUCCCACCCACACGGAGGGCGAGCUCAGGGAGGAAGGCGCUUCACCUGAUGACGAGUUUGUGGCUGCAGCUUCAAAACUGACGGAUGAAAUCAUCAAAGAAAUUACGGAACAUGAAAUCCGUCUCGCCAGGGCAGAAGAGAAUGCCGACAGUACCCAACUAGACAUGAUUGAGAACUUGGUUGACUCGAUAUGUAAUAAUAUCUUGAAAAAAUCUGAAUUUCAAGCGGAAGUGCAAAGAGAUGCAGACAAAAAAGCAGGCUCGUUCCUCAGCAAAGUCGCAAGUUUCGUUAUGAAGGAAAUUAUGGACCAUCAUCUGAGGCCAUUUUUACAGGGUGACGGGGGCUCUGCACUCACCAAACCUGGGAAAGAAAAGACUCAGACUUCCCUCUACUCAGCUACAUUUUUGGAAGAUGUAGUGGUUGACCUUGUUCGCAAAUUUUCUUCCCUUCUAAGUAUUACCGAAGAACCUAAGAAAAAAGGGAUGUCGGAGACAGAACUUGUGGGUUUGGCUAUAAAAUUUGCAAAUUCUCUGAUAGGAGAAUUCAGGAAAAGUGAAAUUAAAGUUCUACCGAAUGCUGAAGAAGUCUUUGCUUUCCCACCAAUUGAUAAAGAGACAGUGGAUAAGAUAUCCAACUUUGUGUACGAUCAGUUCAUAGGGAAGUAUGACUCCGGUGACAUGCAGAAGGAUGAUAAAGGUCACGUGCUAAUAGAAACGAUUGCUGCAUUAGCCCAAAAGGCAAUCUCUGCCUUCAAAAUUCAACCCCUGUUUUCAGGAGACUGGUCUUCCACCUUCUUUUCAUUUCUAAAUCCAGAUCACAUCACCCAAAGGGUUCAACACCUGCCACAGAAAACCACGGCACCGAGUAGCACAGGCCUCAAAGGAAACCAACUUACGUUUUCAGAGCAAUCAUAUAAAUACACUUCUCCAACCUCAGUCCGGAAACACGUGUUGGGAACUUUGGAACUAGACAAAGGAACAGCAAGUAGAAAGAAAAGUGUCCAGAGUGAGGAGGCGCCCGUGAAAAAGGGCGAGACCCAAGAACAGAAAGUCACCUCUCUAACUAGAACCAUGAAGUGCAACCUGCUUAACCUGCUGCCAGGGGCAGCUGCAGGGGUGGCAACUAAAAAGAAAGAGAAUGAAAAUAAAAUGACAAUUUCAAUUAAAAAUUAUACUGAGAAUGUAUCAACAGUUACAUCUCCAACUACUAGUGUGAAAAGUAAAGAUAGUCAGAAGUCAGAUUUGAAGGGAGCACGUAAAAAUAAUGACACUGAGAAGAAAAGCAAAUUGGUGUCAACAGAUGAAAAGAAGCAACGUAAUGAGGCAUACACACAGACUCCAGGAGCUCCCGGUGAGACAGAGCGGAAGGAGAAAAUGGUUGGACCAGAUUUGGACACAAACAAACAGAAGAUUGACAAAACAAGAGGAAAUGCAUUGAGAAAAGAAGACGAGCCCUGUCCGUUACCUUUGACACCCAAAGUGACAAAUGCAGCGACCAACACAGAAGACACAUUAACUCUAAAGCCAAACACUGAGUGGAGAAAAAGCACUCUCCCUCUAGUCGAUAUAAACAAACAAUAUGCAGGCUACGAACGUGUUCAAAAUAUCACUGAAAAUAUUUAUGACAAUAUCUUAGAGACAUGUUUUGCCCCAGAAUCAGAUUAUUCAAGUUUCCAAAGAACCCCAAGUGAUACAGUUCAUGUCACCCAAGAGGUCCGCAAGGAUUCUGCCCAGUCUGUUUCAAUAAAGGACUUACCCCUCUCGGUUGACAAAGAUCUCCCGGCCCCGGAGAAGGAAGAAGAAAAGGAUAACGAGAAAGCGAGAGAAAAAGAGAAGCAACAAGAGGGAGGAAAAGAGAAAGUGGGAGUGAAGGAGAUCAAAAAUGAACCCAGGAAACCGCACAGUGCUCAGUGCCCACUGAAAAGUAAGCCUGGGAUUUUCCCUGCUAAACUUUUAGAGGAUGUUAUCAUCGAAAUGGUUAACAAGUUGAUCUUUUGUGCCUCACCAGAAGCACAAACAUCUGAUAGACGCCAAAAUGUCAGUGAUGGCCAACAUCAAGCUGACCUCUAUGACACAGCCAUGAAGCUCAUUGAUUCGCUGCUGAAGGAGCUGUCCAAGGCUCAGAUUAAGGUAUUUAGGCCUGAAAAGGAAGGCCCGCUAGUCCCUCCCGGAGGUAAAGGGUCAUCCGUUCCUAAAGGGCCUCCUGAGCAGAAAGAGCCAACGGCAGAUGGAGCCUCACCGCCCACUAAGAAAGCAGCGGGGGCGGAAAUGUCCCAAACGCAGAAAGUGAUUAAAGAAAUCCCUCUAAAUAAGGUGUCGUUCCUAGAGAGAAUCCCGGCCAUCGAUAAAACAUUGGUUAACAAAGUUGUUCACUCUUCUGUAUGCAAUAUUUUGAAGGAAUAUAGGUCUCAAGACUCCCUUUGUCAGAAUAUAAAGAGCAACGGGGGAAAUUUAGCGAGAAAACUGACCAGGACAGUGAUCAAUGAAAUUUUUCGGCAGCAGCUGAACUUGGAGCCCAGCGAUGAGGUCCCAUCUUGGGCAUGUCUGCCUCUGGAAUGUAAGGAUGUUGUCAAAAAGGUCCAGAAGGUGGUGCGGACAGCCAGUAAAGAGUGUCAGACGUUCUCGCCGUACGCCAUCCUGCUGCCUCGCGAGUUCUUACAGAACGUGAUUUCUGCUCUUUUCCAGAAGGUUUUCUCAGUCGCACCCAAAACCAAAGCAGUCGCCUCGGAGGGCAGGUGGCUCACAGAACUGGAUUUCCUGAAAAUGAAGUUACUGGGCACCAUCAUGACCGAGAUCUCCAAGGACAAAGACGUGACCAUUCAGUAUGUGCAGUCCCUACACCCCAACGACGACGAGGUCAUCCAGCUGGUGGCCCUUUCUAUUUAUGAGAACCUCUUGUCCCAGUUUGGCUCGAAGGAGAUUAUACGAAACUGUGUAGCCAGCGGCUGCAGAAUCCUCUCCGAGACCAUCGUGGAGCUGGUGCUGCGAGAGGUGUCCGGGAACCAGCUGCAGAGCUACUUCUCGGGAGAGCUGACCCCAUGUCAGUGCGCAGAAGUGGACAGCAUCAUUGAGAACAUCCUCAAGGACGUCAUCCGCAACACGGACACGCCCCGGCCCCAGUCCGCGCCUGCCCACAGGCUGCCUUACAACGUCAUAGAAGAAAUCGCCGUCCAGUUUCUAUCCAAGCUUCUAUCUGUGUUUCCCACGGUGGACAAGAAAAGAAACAAAUCCCUAGAAACUGAAAUGCAAAACAUCAUGUCCAAAAUAUUAACUUCCCUGCAAGAAUUUAUCUCAAAAAGUAAGAUCAAACUCAUACCACCAGCCAAGGCACUGGCGACUGUACCGUUAUCUGACAAUGAAACGAUCAAAAAGGUCGUCAAUUCUGUCUACACCCGGGUGUUAAAGCACUCUGGCUCCCACGUGUCCAUCUUCAAGGACUUAAUGGGGAAGAGCAAUGUCCUCUCUGACAUAAUAGGCUUCUUGAUGGUAAAGGAAAUUUCCAAUUCUAAAUUCCAACCGCAAGGAGAGGAAGAAGUAUCGAGCUCAGAACUGGUGCUGGAAGCUGUCAAAAUCAUGGAAAAGGUGGUCAAAAUUGUUGAACUGAAGUCCCAGGACAGGUCUUCCUCCAAAAAAGGUUCCAUGUUGGAUGUCACGUGUUUAGAGGAAGCGCUGGCCUUGUUCUUAGCCAAACUGGUGAAGUUGCCCAGUGAGUCAAGCAAAGAUGCCAAGAACUUAUCAAGGCCCGAGUUAAAUAGAAUUGCAUCUCAGCUGACCAAAUCUGUGUCGGCGGAGAUUUCCAAAAGUAACAUUAGUCUUGUUGCUGCUGACCCUGAGGGGCAGCUUUUAAACCCGGAAAGUGUCGAAAUGAUCUCUCAGAUUAUCGACUCUAUUUACAGCAAUGUGCUGAUACAAUCCGGGACCUACAAGGACCUUCACUACGACAUCAAAGGCACCAACAGAGUCUUCCCCCAAAAAGUGGCCAAUUUAAUCAUCGAUGGCGUCUCCAGCGUUUCCUUAGAUACAGACACCGACUGCCCCAAGGCUCCCCAUGCGGACCACUUUGGAGAUCUAGACGUGAACAGGAUCGUCCAGAAGGCGCAAGAACAUGCUUUCAAAAUGAACCCUGACAUGAAGACUGGAGCGCCCGAUCCAAACACAUGGGGAGAGGAAACGCAAAUUAAAAUCGUCCCCCACAUUGGGAACAAGCCCAUCAAAAUAGAUCCCGGCAUUCUUUCCCAACACUUAGCAGUCAUUUCGGUAAAAACUGAACCCCUUGAGAAGCUUCAGAUGGAGUGCUUAAGAAACACCGGGCACAGCAUAGCAGAAGUGAGAAGGGCAUCGAUGCAGGGGAGAAGUUAUUCCUCCACAGACACAUCUAAUGAGGAAAAGCUAAAGAAAGAGAGACGCACCUCGCUGAACAGGACGGGGCGUCUGGACAUGAGGCCCUUAGAGCCUGUUGGCCGAAAUUCCUUUCAGAACAUAAGAAAGCCUGAUAUCACCAAGGUGGAGCUUUUAAAAGACGUUCAGAACAAACAAGAUCUUCUCAUCCGAUUAGUAGUUCAUGAUAUUGAAGGUGAGUCAGAAAGUCACAUGGGAGAGGAGCCGACCACUGAUGACUAUGAAUUUGUUCUGAGAGAGGACAUCAGAGAAGCAAGCUGUGAUCUAUUUGAGGACGAAGCUACGGAGGCAGAUAUGGAAAGCCCGGAGGCCACUGGGAAGCCUCCAGGAGGACCGACGGGGAAGGAAGUGAAGUGGCCCGCCGCCGAGCUGGACCAGCCCACCGGCUCCUCCAUCCUGGCUGUCACCGACUCCUUCUGGGGGAAUGAGCCGCAGUGUGAGAAAGGAGACAGGGAGUCCACGGAGCCGAUCCAUCACCUCAUACACAGGAUUAUGAGCACGUCGUCCUACAACCAGGAGGACCUGGGCUCACCUGCCAGUGAGACCAAGGACUGUGCCCCAGACCCGCCUGCUAAAGUAUCAGACGAAGCCACCAGGCCCAGAGCUUCCAAGCAGGGGUCCAAGAUGCUGGCCCGGGUCACGUCGGUUCUGUCCAAGGUGUUUUCUCGCACCAGCAGCAGCGCGUCCAAAGCUGCGUCGUCCCCGCCCCAGGCUGAGCGCUGA
Messenger RNA from Myotis myotis, 19794 nucleotides. It is a transcript of the gene FSIP2, whose product is annotated as fibrous sheath interacting protein 2. The transcript has 15 exons. Bases 1 to 19794 code for a protein of 6597 amino acids. The record is from RefSeq and is a predicted model, not a curated record. NCBI's taxonomy places the organism in Eukaryota, Metazoa, Chordata, Mammalia, Chiroptera, Vespertilionidae.